This is a messenger RNA of Penicillium cataractarum, 1506 nucleotides long. RefSeq lists its product as uncharacterized. Gene Ontology annotation, molecular function: hydrolase activity, hydrolyzing N-glycosyl compounds. The transcript is spliced from 2 exons. NCBI's taxonomy places the organism in Eukaryota, Fungi, Ascomycota, Eurotiomycetes, Eurotiales, Aspergillaceae. Bases 1 to 1506 code for a protein of 501 amino acids. The record is from RefSeq and is a predicted model, not a curated record.
AUGGCAUCCCCAUCUCAGCUACAGACCUUCCCAUCGAAGCCGCGGGUGUUCAUCUUGAGCGACAUCUCCAACGAGCCCGAUGAUGCGGAAUCGCUGGUGCGCUAUCUGUUGUACUCGAACCAGUUCCGGACGGAGGGAUUGGUUGCGUGUACGUCGACAUGGAUGAAGAAUAAGGUGUGCCCGCAGGACAUGCACAAAAUCAUCGAUGGCUAUGAGAAGGUCGUCGAUAACCUGAACGCUCAUGCCCACCCGAACGAUCCCUACCCGACAGCACAGUACCUGAGAUCUUUGGUUAAGAAGGGUGCAGAGAGCUAUGGCAUGACAGCAGUUGGCAAAGACAUCCCCCUCAGCGAGGGCGGGGAACUGCUUCUCGAGAGAAUCAAAGCCCCCACAGACGACCCCCUCUGGAUCCUCUGCUGGGGAGGAACCAACGUCCUCGCCUCCGUCCUCCUCAAAAUUCACCUGACCCACUCCCUGGCCGACGCCGCCAAGCUGCGCUCCAAGUUGCGCGUCUAUACCAUUUCUGAUCAGGACGAUACAGGCGCUUGGAUCCGCCACCACUGCCCCGACAUCUUCUACAUCUGCUCCGUCCACGGAUGGAACCAGUACGGUAUGGCUGCAUGGACUGGAAUCUCCGGUGACGGGUGGUACGGCUUCGACAAGGGCGGUCCCGACCCGACCAAGAUCAGCAAGGAGUGGAUCAAAGAACACAUUCAGAUUGGACCUCUGGGCUCAACGUAUCCCGAUUUCAUGUUCAUUCCCGAGGGCGACACCCCGACUUUCCUAUACAUCAUUCAGAACGGUCUCGGCGUGCCUGAACGUCCCGAGUUCGGAUCUUGGGGUGGCCGCUAUAUCGCUACGGAUAUCAGCGGCAAGGGUGUGACUAAUGGACACUUUAGCGAUACCGUGGAUGAAGUCACUGGUAGGGAUGGCCGGCAGUACAAGUCCAACCAAGCGACUAUCUGGCGCUGGCGCGAUGCUUUCCAGAACGAUUUUGCGGCUCGCAUGCAGUGGUCUCUCUCGUCUGAGCUGAGCAAGGCGAACCAUCAUCCCGUGGUGGAUAUCAAUGGUAGCACCGGUCUUGAGCCGCUUCACUUUGAGCUCGAGGCUGGAGCGACAUUCAGGCUUGAUGCUUCUGCCUCGUAUGAUCCGGAUCCGAACGAUUCUCUUACUUUCAAAUGGUACCAGUACCGUGACCCCAGUGCGACCCAGUGGUCCGUUCACCACGAGGUUGGUCAGUUGGAUAUCAAGCCGCUUAAUGAGGCCGGCAGCAUUGUGGAGGUCACACUACCUCCACCUGAGAAGUGCUGCGUGGAGCUUAUCAGUCGGGCUGCUGUGCCCAAGGGUCAGCUCUUGCAUCUGGUGCUGGAGGUGAAGGAUAACGGAUCUCCUGCGCUGAUCAGCUACCGCCGAGUCAUUAUUCAGACCACGAACGAGAAGCUGCUGGGCGGCGGUGGUGGUGCUGAUGCGAUUGGCGAUGUGAUGCGGGACGUGAUCAAUCAAUAG